Exophiala viscosa is the source of this 1265-nucleotide messenger RNA. RefSeq lists its product as uncharacterized. Lineage: Eukaryota; Fungi; Ascomycota; Eurotiomycetes; Chaetothyriales; Herpotrichiellaceae. Bases 138 to 1049 code for a protein of 303 amino acids. The record is from RefSeq and is a predicted model, not a curated record. The transcript is spliced from 2 exons.
AUAAUCCCCGGAGAGGUCGCAACCACUGGACGAAUGCGCCUGCUUUGCCAUAUGCCGGUCUCUAUUUCGCUUGACGACAGUCACAUGCAGUCCAUCCCUCUGUACAGCCUGUUUGCGCUACUCUGCCUCCUAUACCGAUGUCAACUCUGGUCAAUACCGAAUGGACAGUCGACGAGAAGAUCAUUUUGUUGACCAAUAUAAUUCAAGGUGCUGUGGGGGAUGUACCUUCCUGGCUAAUACGGGCUAUGGCCGACACCAGUAUACAAUUUAGAUGGGAGGAGAUUGCUCUGCCACCAGGCCGCUCGGUCAGUGCCUGUCGGAAGAUGUACGAAGAGUUGCGGACGCGGUCGUUCUCCUCCAUGAGCUUCCAAGGCUUUGCUCCAUCUUUUGGCCUAGGUCAAGGACACGGUCGAACAGUGUCAGAACAUGAACUACAUCCUCCUCUGCAUCGGUCGAUACAGCCUCGCCCUCCACGCACAACAGACUCGCCAUUGCCUGUUACCACGAACGGGGAAGCAUUCACCAUUUUGCGACCAUUUGUGCCCGAGUUGGGACCGGAAAGACGCAGGAAGCGAGGCCGUCCAACCAAAGAAGAAGUUGAAGAACGCGAUCGGAGACUGGCCGCCGUUGGGCAAACGUAUGAGCCGAAAAAGCGUUCUACGAAGAGACCGAGACCCUCUGGAACUCCUGGCUCAUUGUCUGAGCCGCUCGCUGGAACUUCACCAAGACUUCGAACUCCUGUGGCACAACCCGUCCCGCAGAGAGAGGAGACUUCUAGCAGCCGGCGGCGUUCGAGGCGGCAACACGAGGAACCCGCCUACUUAGCACGACAGGAACCAGCAAGAUCUCCUCCUCCCGAAGACUCUGGCAACGAGAGAAGCUCAGGCGCUGCUCAGAGUCCCUCGGACAGGCUGUUACUGAGAUCGAACGAACGCGCUCAGGGUGUGGCUGCGGUAGCUCGCGACAUACAGCAAGCGCAUAGUCCCAGUAUCGAGCAAGACCCAGAACAGAGGUCGGACGACCAACAAUCUGGUCCGCCUUCAAUUUGACUCGCUUUUGCGACAGUACUUCCAACGCUUUGCUACAAUGUACAACCUGGAUGCGCGACCAUUUGGACAGGACAUACUGCCUACACUGUACGAGCUACGACUAUAGACAAGGAGGCCAAAAGAUGUGAACGAUACCCAUGUCUACGGCUUUAGACCUUUGGGGUGGCAGGUGUUUGCGUCUCCUAUCCUAUCGACGGUUUUCAUCGCGUGUCAAGC